UUCAAUUUAUACGAGCCGUUUGUGGAACGUGAUUCAAGCACCACCGAGCAUACGGCUAGUAGUUGCUCAUCUUCAGCGUCACAUCACAGUGAAACGCAACCGAUGCGCGAUUCACAGUCGAAAAAUGAUGCCACCACCAACAAUAAUAAUAAUAACGACAACAGCACCAAAAAAAGGUCAUCUCAAUGAUAUUAUUAUCGCUCUUUAUUGCCAAUAA
Molecule: messenger RNA, 217 nt
Organism: Anisakis simplex (herring worm)
Lineage: Eukaryota; Metazoa; Nematoda; Chromadorea; Rhabditida; Anisakidae
Source: the annotation of a GenBank genome assembly